UUCCGAACCAUAGCCAAACAUUCCGCGUCGUGCAUUUUAUAUGAUCGGUUCGAUUCUUGCAUUUUUCUCUUUAUUUUCAACAGCCAUGGCCGCCAACAAAGAACGUACUUUUAUCAUGGUUAAGCCAGAUGGUGUUCAGCGUGGACUUGUUGGCAAAAUCAUUAAACGUUUUGAGCAAAAAGGUUUCAAACUUGUAGCUCUUAAGUUCAUGUGGGCAGAUAAGGCCUUACUGGAGAAGCAUUACGCUGAUCUGUCAGCUCGCCCAUUCUUCCCUGGACUGGUCAAUUACAUGAACUCCGGACCAGUGGUUCCAAUGGUAUGGGAAGGACUGAAUGUAGUCAAAACAGGGCGACAAAUUUUGGGUGCAACCAAUCCAGCAGACUCUGCUCCUGGAACGUUUCGGGGAGAUCUGUGCAUUCAGGUUGGACGCAACAUUAUUCACGGAUCGGAUGCUGUUGAAUCCGCGAACAAGGAAAUCGCCUUGUGGUUUACCGAAAAGGAGCUAGUAGCAUGGACCCCUGCCAACGAAGGAUGGGUAUAUGAAUAAGCAGUUAGGCGAUUUUUGAAUUUAAGUAAAAACCGCGAAACUAAGAUACUGUUGAAAAAAUAAAUGAAAGAAGCAAGAUUCUUUAAACAGAAAGUUGU
Molecule: messenger RNA, 645 nt
Organism: Sabethes cyaneus
Lineage: Eukaryota; Metazoa; Arthropoda; Insecta; Diptera; Culicidae
Gene: awd
Product: nucleoside diphosphate kinase
Exons: 2
Coding region: 41-547 (168 amino acids)
Biological process (GO): GTP biosynthetic process; CTP biosynthetic process; UTP biosynthetic process
Molecular function (GO): nucleoside diphosphate kinase activity
Source: RefSeq, a predicted model, not a curated record